AACUAGAGUCCAACAAUUAAACAGUAUAUAAAGGGUAAAAACUUUAAUUAAAAAACACAAUUAAGGACUCGUUUUGUUAAACACAUAUAAAAUGCUAAUUAUAUUCGUUUACGCGUUGAUUACUGUUUGUGUGAAUGGCUUAACACUCACGCAAAGCGACGUCGAGAGCCAAUGGAUUGCAUUUAAGAAACAAUUUCGCGACACAGACUACCAGUCCAUAGGCUUGGGCGACGAGUCCAUCCGUCGGCAGAUAUUUGAGAUUAACUACAGAGAUAUCGUUAAUCAUAAUACAGAGGCUGACCAGGGUUUACAUAGCUUUAAGCUCGGGGUCAAUCAGUUCACCGACUGGACUACUGAGGAGUAUCAGGGUUGGCUAAAUAAAUUUGAUCAUGGUGCGUCUGCAACUAAAUCAAACGUGAGACCAGUUAGCUCAAAUAACUCCCUGGUCAAACUACCUGAUAGCGUGGACUGGAGACAAAAAGGAGCUGUCACACCUAUCAAGGACCAAGGAAGUUGUGGCAGUUGCUGGGCAUUUGCGGCAGUGGGUGGAAUUGAAGGCCAAAUUGCAAUUAAGCAAGGCAAACUACUAUCAUUAUCCGAGCAAGAGCUACUUGACUGCACGUAUUCGGGCACCGGCUGUAAUGGUGGCAGCCCUACCGAGGCGUACAACACACUGGCCCAACGGCUACACGGUAUCCAAAACGAGCAAACC
Messenger RNA from Oppiella nova, 712 nucleotides. The record is from the annotation of a GenBank genome assembly. Lineage: Eukaryota; Metazoa; Arthropoda; Arachnida; Sarcoptiformes; Oppiidae.